AAAAAGACGGCUAUGCUUAAACUCUGAAGCACUUUAUAAAUAGAUAUUCAUGAGUAUCAGCGAAGACACAGAUCAAAACAUUUGAUUGUGAACGUUAUCUCCAUGUGGACCUAAUCGAUCGAGAAUUUCAAAGAUCAAUAUCGCCAUCUAUUUGAGUGCGUCUGGACGCGUUCGCGAUACAAACACCAGACAUCUAUACAGCUUGCUUGAUAUCAUGUUGGGCGAUGCUUUUGGUCGUCGUGUCGAAUCAAGCGUGGACAAUAAAGCAGUGAAGAUUAACAGAUCAAAGCAAGUGCUCUUGAAGAAAAGAGGACGAAACGUUCACAGCAAAGCCAACAACACAUCAGCAAACAUCCACAGAGGCAGCGCUAAUGAAGAGCUCAAACCUGCUCAGUCCAAACCAGCACCCAAUAAACAGCAGCCGAAGUCCUGCACUGCAGAACGAGGAAGCCAGAUCAGCAGAGCGUCUAUCCUGAACUGCAGCCGCCUGGAGCAAACCACAGACAACCUAAACAGACGGACACAUCAGAGCAAGCACCAAAUAAACGCAAGACAGGACAAGCCCACCUCCACAGAGAAGAGCCCAGAAAACAUCCUGAAGCAGGGGAACGCCUCCACAUCCUCGGAUGCAGAGAAGACGUACGCCGGUGCAAAAUUCAGCGAGCCGCCAUCCCCCAGCGUCCUGCCCAAACCGCCCAGACACUGGGUAGGAGACCACGCUCCUCAGCACACACACAAACACUGCAGCAGAGAGCAGAUGUCUGAACACCUCAAAACACUGCUGAAGGUCCAAACUGACUCACUUUGA
This is a messenger RNA of Danio rerio (zebrafish), 808 nucleotides long. RefSeq names its product proline-rich nuclear receptor coactivator 1 (gene pnrc1). The record is from RefSeq and is marked provisional. Gene Ontology annotation, biological process: nuclear-transcribed mRNA catabolic process. Gene Ontology annotation, cellular component: nucleus. Lineage: Eukaryota; Metazoa; Chordata; Actinopteri; Cypriniformes; Danionidae.